Mytilinidion resinicola is the source of this 1091-nucleotide messenger RNA. RefSeq lists its product as uncharacterized. The transcript has a single exon. The coding region runs from base 140 to 835 and encodes 231 amino acids. NCBI's taxonomy places the organism in Eukaryota, Fungi, Ascomycota, Dothideomycetes, Mytilinidiales, Mytilinidiaceae. The record is from RefSeq and is a predicted model, not a curated record.
CGCGCUGUAUGGGUCCAUAAUAGCCUCUGGGAGCACUAUGUAUAUCGCAAAGUGCAGUGCAAGAUUUUUUUGACCUGGCCUGACAAGCUUUCUUUUUUCUAGGUAAUCUUGGACCCUGAUCACGGACCUACAAACCACUAUGCACUUCCGAAAACACAAAUCCCAGGCCUCAGAACCUCCCGCAGACCCAAUCGUCACCUACCACUUGACGCAGACCCUGUCUGGAAAGCUCACCGUUACGCCGAUGCCCUCUACCUAUCGUGCCUACUCCAUAACCCUCAAUAAGCCUCGUGCCGCCCGCGACACAAUCGAAGUUGUUGUUCACCGGUCUGGAAAAGCCACGCCUGCUUCUACAUUCGACACGGUAGGACACUGCCUCAUCCAGGCUGUCCGAGGCAAGUUCCUGGAGUGCCGACUCGACUCCGAUGGUACAGACGUGCAGCUUGAGCGGAAAGGUAGUAGCUUCAAUAAUACAAAGGCGUGGUACAAUAUUUCAGCACAAGGGCAUCCGAACUUGAAGUGGGAGCAUGACGCUGAUGGAGGCGGGCGAACAAGCCCAGACAGAAGGCUGAAGCUGGUGGAGGAAGGCUCUGACGGAGUUGUUGCACGGUUUGCCGGUGCUGAGACGGGAGUCAGCGAGUUCGGAGUGCUCGAGAUCUACAAGGAGCAGAUGGUGCGGGAUCUAGACUGGUGCGGCCUUCUGGUGCUCACAGCAGUCUGCGUCUACGCAAGGGAGGAGCGGAGUAGGGAGAAAAACAAGAAGGCCAACGAUGUGGCAGGCCUCGUGGGCAAUUGGGGUGGACUGUUAACAAUGGGUGUACCGGUGGGUAAUUAGUGGACUGGAUCUCAUGACCGGCUUGUGCUUGUUUUUUGGAGUUCGGACUACUGUCUGAGUAAAGGAUAUUAUCAAACUUAUGUUCACGACGAUGGCAGGGAUACAAUUUACUGCUCAGUCCUCAGAACGCUUAUGCGUCCAAAGGCGCCGUGCUUUCAAAGCUUCUUUCAAGAAAAGCAGGCAAGAUGCGAAUGGUCAUCACGGGGCAGGACAUACAGUGACUGUACCCUUGAAAGACAUUUCCCUUCAAAUGCGA